Amborella trichopoda is the source of this 2423-nucleotide messenger RNA. RefSeq names its product SNW/SKI-interacting protein A. Gene Ontology annotation, cellular component: spliceosomal complex. NCBI's taxonomy places the organism in Eukaryota, Viridiplantae, Streptophyta, Magnoliopsida, Amborellales, Amborellaceae. The record is from RefSeq and is a predicted model, not a curated record. Gene Ontology annotation, biological process: mRNA splicing, via spliceosome.
ACGCUAACACCUUUUUGGCUCCGUGCUCUUAGCCUCAGACGUCAAAUCCUCUCGAGUAGGUGCCUGAAAACCCUAGCGUUUCUCUUUUCCAUUGGGGCACCUCAAAUCCGUCGAUUGUAUUUGAUCCCCUUUGUUAUUCUUCUUGGUUGGUAAGUUUCGUUGUUUCGUAUGGCAACCUUGAAGGAACUUCUUCCCCAUCCAAAGUCGACAACCACUGGUGUCUAUGACUUCUCAUCAGACCCAUGGUUCAAAGAUCGCUUCAUUGACCCUGCAAAAUCCAGUAUUAAUUCAGCUUCCAAAGCCAAACCCAUCCCUCCUUAUGGGAAACGAGCUGGUUUUGUUCCUCGAAAACCUGAAGAUUUUGGAGAUGGUGGGGCCUUUCCUGAGAUCCACAUCGCCCAGUAUCCACUUGGUAUGGGCCGAAAAGAAGAGAAGAGAGACUCAAAAAUCCUUCCCCUCACUGUAGAUGCACAUGGUAAUGUUGCGUUUGAUGCCAUAGUCAAACAAAAUGAGAAUGCAUCCAAGAUUGUCUAUUCGCAACACAAAGACUUGCUCCCAAAGUUGAUGAAUGAUGAGGAAAAGAAGGAUGAAGAAGAAGAAGAAGAAAUAGCAAAUACAACACAGAGAACAAAGGAAGCUUUGGAGAAGAUAGUGAAUGUUCGUUUGAGUGCUGCCCAACCAAAGAAUGUUCCCCAACAAUCCACCGAUGCCACGUUCAUCAAAUAUAAACCGUCACAACAAUCAGCUGCAUUCAAUUCAGGUGCAAAAGAGAGGAUUAUUCGAAUGGUCGACAUGCCUGUUGACCCACUCGAGCCCCCAAAAUUCAAGCACAAGAGGGUGCCUAAAGCCUUGGGUUCGCCCCCUGUUCCUGUUAUGCAUUCACCACCUCGUCCUGUUACAGUGAAAGACCAACAAGACUGGAAAAUCCCACCAUGUAUCUCUAAUUGGAAGAACCCAAAAGGGUACACGAUCCCUUUAGACAAGCGUCUUGCUGCUGAUGGGCGAGGGCUCCAAGAGGUUCAGAUCAAUGAUAACUUUGCAAAACUCUCAGAGGCCUUGUAUGUUGCAGAGCAAAAGGCUCGAGAAGCUGUAGAGAUGAGGUCUAAGAUACAAAGGGAGCUCAUGCUCAAAGAGAAGAAUAGGAAGGAGCAAGAGUUACGUGCUCUUGCUCAAAAAGCAAGGUCAGAGAGGACUGGGGCAGGGCCUGUAGUUGCCGCCUCAGAUAAAGGUGCGAUCGAUGGGGCCGAGGAGGUCACCCCAUCUUUUAAUGGAGGUGAGAGAAGGGGAGAUUUCGAUAGGGUAAAAGAAAAUAUUAGAGAGACAAAGGAGGGGAGAGAAGAGAGGCUGAAGCGGGAAGCGAUUCGUGAGGAAAGAAGGCGGGAGAGAGAGAGGGAGAGGAGAUUGGAGGCAAAGGAAGUAGCCAUGGGUAAGAAGAGCAAGAUAACGAGGGAUAGGGAUAGGGAUAUUAGUGAGAAGGUUGCUCUUGGUAUGGCCACUACUGGCAGGUCGGGUGAAGUCAUGUAUGACCAAAGGCUUUUCAACCAAGAGAAGGGUAUGGAGUCUGGGUUUGCAACCGAUGACCAAUACAACAUAUAUGAUAAGGGUUUGUUCACUGCUCAAUCUACGCUCUCUACUCUCUAUAGGCCCAAGAAAGAUGCUGAUUCUGAUAUGUAUGGAGGAGCGGAUGAGCAGCUUGAAAAGGUUUUGAAGACUGAUCGAUUCAGGCCUGACAGAGGGUUUGAAGGGGCUAGCGAGAAGACGGGGCCUAGAGAUAGGCCUGUUGAGUUUGAGAAAGAAGCAGAAGAGGCUGAUCCUUUUGGUUUGGAUCAGUUCUUGACAGAGGUGAAGAAAGGGAAGAAGGCUAUGGACAAAAUCGGGGGUGGCGGUACCAUGAAGGCCAGUGCUGGUGCUGCAAUGAGGGAAAGCUACGAGGGGGGGUCGAGCAGGACACGUGUCGACUUUGAAAGAGGACGGUGAAGAAAUCUUCAUUUCCCCUUAGAAAUAGUGAAAGGAGAUCGCAUGUGAAAUGAUAUAAAUGAGUGAUUUAAAAAAUGGAUUGGUGAUUCAAUCAGGCACCCCAAAAAUUGGUUUGGAUUAGUGAAUCGGCAGUCUUGCCGUUUUAUUGUGUGGAAAAAACAAUGAACCGGUGAAAAAACACAUGAAAAGACGAACUAGUCAAAAACUAGUUUGGAUCGGUGAAUCGGCAGUUUGGAUCACCGUUUUACUAUAUAAAUUUGUUGUUUUACUAUGCAGAACCGUCGGUUCCCUUCUAAACUUGGCUAUUUUCUUAUAUGUACACUGACCAAUUCCCAGGUCGGAUGGGGGGAUUUUGUGCUGACCCAGUGUUUCUUAAAUCCCUGUAUUUGUAUUUGCUUUUUUUUCCUUCUCCGUAAAUGUGCAUGGAACUAUCGUACUGAUUUUCC